AUGCCCCCCGCAAGCCUAGCGACCUGCCGCGACCCCCCAGCCUCGCUCGGCAGCAGCCCAGGCGCUCGCAGCAGCCCCGCGGCCGCGCCCACGGAGCUCGACAGCGACGACGACGACGACGACGGCCGCGGCGGACCUGCGGGGGACGGGCAGGCGGUGGCCGCGGCCUACACUUUCGCCACGGCCGCGGAGGCCGUGUCUGCAUGCCGCCCCUGA
Molecule: messenger RNA, 216 nt
Organism: Prorocentrum cordatum
Lineage: Eukaryota; Dinophyceae; Prorocentrales; Prorocentraceae
Source: the annotation of a GenBank genome assembly